Molecule: messenger RNA, 6311 nt
Organism: Lytechinus pictus (painted urchin)
Lineage: Eukaryota; Metazoa; Echinodermata; Echinoidea; Temnopleuroida; Toxopneustidae
Product: D(1) dopamine receptor-like
Exons: 1
Coding region: 425-1804 (459 amino acids)
Biological process (GO): adenylate cyclase-activating adrenergic receptor signaling pathway
Cellular component (GO): plasma membrane
Molecular function (GO): G protein-coupled receptor activity
Source: RefSeq, a predicted model, not a curated record
UUUUUCCCCUUUCCCAUCUGCAGGUCUUGAGCAGGCGUUUCGUGCUUUUUAAAGAAGCUUCACACGGCAGAAAACUAUAGACAGCGUUCGAACUGUUGUUGCCUGCAGGACAAACCAGACGAUCAGCCACCGUCGUAUUCUACAAGCUCUCCAAACCCAAAAGAGCAUGGUGGAUUUCACACUUCAACUGUUACGUCGCAUACAAGUACGCAUCGAUACGUCUUCGCCGUAAUAUCAAGCAAGUUCUUAUUGAAUUAAAGACGGAUCAACCCGAACCUGCACAGAGUGUUUUAUUUCGUCUCUGACUUCCUUUAAACUUGAGUGUUGUCAAACACCUUGUAAAGGGUAAGCGACACGAUGAAUUAAAUAUAUAAUCUGCACUGCUCUUGGUAGAAUGAUUAGUUUGAUCAAGGAAUAGCCUGUAAUGGGAGAUCGCCGCUUGGAGCUACAUCUUUCAAAAAGUGCCUAUGCUAUGGAUGACACGACCAUGGACGGAUCUACUGAAUCGUAUGGAGACGAUUUUGGGGACGAUAAUGAUACCACAAACGAAACCAUUGCUGUCCACUCCACGCAAAUCGGGGCUGGUAUGGCACUGGCUGUUGUCACCUUGGCAACAGCGUUCGGAAAUAUCCUCGUGAUCGCAGCCGUGAUGUCGUGGAGGCGCCUCCGCGUGAAACAGACGAGUUGGUUUAUUGUUUCGCUAGCCGUGUCUGAUGUCUCCGUCGCGUGUCUCGUCAUGUCUUGGAACGCUGUCUCGUACACGCUCGGUUACUGGCCUUUCGGAUUCUUCUGUAGAGUCCACGUUGCAUUGGAUAUCAUGAUAUCUACAGCCUCUAUUUUGAACCUUUGCGUCAUAGCCGUUGAUAGGUAUUGGGCAAUCACGAAGCCCUUUGAGUAUCAAGAGAAAAUGACCAAACGAAGGGCAUUGAUCAUGAUCGCUGUCGCUUGGAUUCUUUCUUUCGUUCUUUCAUUCUUACCAGUAUUCAGUAACAUCCAUACCGUACCAAAUAGUAUGAACUCUUUGGAGCUGGAUCCUCCACAGUGCAUAUUUCUCCUCAACCGGUACUACGCCGUCAUCAGUUCUUGCAUUAGCUUCUACAUCCCCUCUGCCAUCAUGAUCGCCAUUUAUGCACGGAUUUUCCGCGAGGCUCGUCGGCAAGAAAAGCUUAUCAGGAACCAUAACACACCCAUGGACUCCAAUCAAAGGGGUGAGCACAAAGCUGCAAAAACUCUAGGAACAAUCCUUGGUGUGUUCAUCUGUUGCUGGUUGCCAUUCUUCGUUGUCAAUUGCAUACUUCCAUUUUGUCGAACCUGUGUUAGUGACAGUGUUUUCCAAACAGUACUUUGGUUGGGUUGGAUAAACAGUAGCCUUAACCCUCUCAUUUACGCCACCAAUCGUGAGUUUCGAAACGCGUUCAAGCGUUUGUUGUGCCGUCAGAGGUUUCUGCGGGAAAGGACUCUCCAAUAUAGCACAACAACUACGCUGCUGACGCACCUAGGUAAUGGCAAAAUAGACUCGAAUGAGAAUGAGCGGAGAAAGAAUAAUCACCUAGAGACGAACCUCAAGAGGGAGGAGGCUUGUAGGGCCGCUCCUCCUGCUCCACCUCCAGGUGGGGGCAGUGGUUCGGCAUCUCCUUCCAACCCUGGAACUCCGCGGGUGCUACGAGUGGUAUCAGAUGCUGCAGUUGAAGACAACACAGGUACAGAGAGGGAUCCUUUGAGGCAACAGGAUUACCCGGAGAGGAACGUUGGGCAUAGAUUAGCACAGUACAAAAGACUAGGCUCAGAGCAUGCAAAGACGUAAUGAAAGCUGGAUGAUAUAUAUAUCUUUGUGUUUUUAUACAUAAUUUAUAUCUCGUAAAUUAAUCAUCAAAUGCGUUUUAGUUUUUCUAAACAACUGUGAAAUUACUACGUAUAUGACUUUUUAGUGUCCGUUUAUCAUUGACAUAACAGUACGUAAAGACAGUCGGCGGAUUAUUGCAUUGAAACCAAAUAUACUAAAAGGGAUGGCUCGAUUGUUUGCAAUGUUGAGACAAGCUAUACGAACUCACCAAAAAACACCUAUUGAGAAAACUUUGUUGAGACACAACAGAGCUUGUUCUCCUGUUUUAUUUAUGUGGCUUCAACUGAUGGCAUCGAAGAAUUUCACAGAUGUAUUUUUUAUACGAUUUUAUAUUAUAUUUAUUUGAAAGUUGUAAAUUAUGCAAGCUAAAUUAUUGAAUGUUUUACCCCCUUUCAGUAAAUAUGAGUCCCGUUAUCCUCUGUCAGAAUUUCAAUGCCUCAAAGAGUUCAUAUGGUUGAAUACGUAAGACCAAACUUAUAUGCUCCCCUCCAUGUCUCAAUCCUCUAUGAGAAGUGGGACGGUCGUAUAUUAGGUGCUAGUUGUAACGUUCAUAUAACAUAAUGCAAAGUAAACCGUGAUUAUAUAUUCAAACUAGACAUUCAAAUCCAUUCUGUUUGUAUCACAAUCAUUAUUGUUAUGUCACGAGUGUGGGAAAUACGAGUGCUGUUACGAAAGAUCAAUAGUGAAGAUUACUUUGUCUUUUUAAGAUCUGUAACUGUCUAUACGCCCUGAGGCAUUGAAAAUCUCUUUAAAAUCGUAUCAAAUGAAAUCAUUAGGAGAAAUAAUACUUUCUAAGUUAAAAUAUGUUUGGUACACUAAGGUACAUGUAUGUCCGGAUUAUUGGCCAAUGUUAUGCAACACUAAAAAAAAUACAUGUUAACAUGCGUCAUAAUUUUCAACUAGCGAUGAAAGCAUACAUUUUACAUGUUUUAUAUUACGUCACUUGAAACCUUCCAAUGUCCAUCAUUUACCAACAUGGCUUGCAUCAUUACAAAAAGAAUGUCCAUUGCCGAAUGUAAACUAUGUUGUUCCUGGAGCUGAGACCUAUUUUCCCUUACCAUUUUCAAGAAGUCGUUGUGGCAGUAUCAUUAAUUCCUAAUUUUAACCUUAGCGUUAGAACGUACUUGUUUAUCAAUUAUGAAGGAAUCAAUCUGUAACGAUAACAAGUGAUUUAUCUCAUAUGAGUGAUAUUACUACAACUUCAAUUUAAAAAUAAAAACGGUGAGAAAGUCUAGAAGUCUAAUUCAUUACAAUAGCCUAAAUCAUUACUAUGAUUGCAAUUAAGCAAUGGCAUAAUAUUCAAUAUUAACAUUACUUGUUCAGGCUUAAUAGUACACUUUUUGAAGUGGUGCACAAUGCUGUAUGCUUCCAACUUGUUUAAGUGAUAUGCAUUGAACAACUGUGUUGUAUAUUGUUGUUUAAUCAGUUAUGAAUGUUGAUAUAAAACAAAAGAUUUGUGGCAAGUAAUUCCUUUCGUAUUCAGGGCGGCAUAAACAAUAAAAGGAAAGAAAGAAAAAAACAUAGAAUAUAUAUAUUGAAAAGAGAGGUCUCGGUCUGUGUAUAACUCAUCUUAUUCUAAUGGGCCAUAGAAAGUCACCUGACACCUCUCCCAUUCCUUUCUUAUCAAAAUACUUUGGUGUCGCCCCCGUUCGUAUUCCGUAUUUCGAGUAUAUGAUUUAAAAAAUAUCUAAUUAAAAGUAAUGACCCUGUAAUUCAAAUUGCAUGUGUGUUUAUAACAGGUAAUCAUUCCCAGCCUCACAUGGCUGCCCAAAAUAACCAUACCGUUUUACUGUAGAUUUUGGUUGCAACAAAUUUCGAUACAGAUACGAUUCUUAAGUUAUUAAUUGAGUUGUCAUUUCGAUAAGAAGAAAAAUAGUGAAUACACAUCGUAUCCAUAGUGAAAAGUUAUGUUUUUUAUUUGCAGUUCAUUUCCAGAGUUCAGUUCGAUUAGCAUAGAAUCACGUGCUUCCGCUUUCAAGAUCAAUCGUUCUAUAAUCGUUAUCAUGACCUCCAAUUAUGCUUAUAGAUUGCUUUCAGUGGGGUGAUCAUGUUAUCCAAUGUUUUCGAUAGAUCAGGGGCCGUACUCUGUAAAAAAAAGAUAUUAGGUAAAAUUUUUACCACCACGAGAGAAAUAAUGUGUCCAACCAAUUUGGGGCAGUAUUUUACCCAAUGCGGGAAGCAUAUUGUCUCCUAAGAUUACAAAAUUAGCAGUAAUUACUUUAGAAUGGGCAAAGUUUUCAGCACACUGGAUAAAUAAAAUGCCCAAAAGAAAUGCCCAAUGUUGGUUGGAUACAUAAUUACCCUCAUGGAGUACUUUUACCCAGUAUUUUUUAGAGUGUAUACAUAAAAAAAUUCAACAAUUGUUAUAACUUUUCUCAUUAUAAAUUGGCCAAUAGCUCUUUUACUAGAGCAUGUAGAGUGUACGUUGUAAUUAUUCGAAUAAUCUUAAGGUGAAGUCAACAAAAAGUUAGCAUUUAAGAGAGAAGUUUUUACAUAUAAUUUUCUUUUCGAAUGAUCAAUGUGCAUGGUAACCAAAGGUCAAAUCAAUUUAAUAGUUAAAUUCACGGAAUAACUAUUCUGAUUCAUAUUGAAAUGUAUUUUUUUUUUUUUUUUUUAAUGGUAAGCCCUCCAAAUUUCCAUUAGCAAUGUCCUGUCCUGCAGCACCUAAACUGAAAAAGAAAUAUUUUGUGGCAUUUCAAAAUGAUGUUCCUUUUUUUUGUCUUUUUAGGAUUGCAUACGAGCUAUUUGAAUGCAAGUAUUCAGGGAUUUAAGUGGGGUUUGGUGAAUUGCUUUGAUUUUGGGCCGGGUAAUAGCUGAGGUAUUUUGCGCAUUCAGCAAAAUUCAACAUGCGAACCUUCGUCGUUUACAACGUCUUUUAUACAUACGUUACAAAGUAUUCAUUGCUCAAGGAGAGACCGAAAAGGGUCACCCCGAAAUGACAGUACUUUUCAAAUCUGACACAUUCGAAACGAGCCCGGAUUCGAGAUUCAAUUUGCGGUGGCAUUGCUUUGAAAUAUCUCCGUUUUAGCCGCAGACAAGGAGGAGCUGGCCAUUCAUUACCGUGGCUUUGUGCGGCAAGCUUCCGCGGGUGGCUUGCAGGUGACAGGCCGCUAAAUGGGAACUUGUCCAAAGUCAGAAAUGGAAAUUGAUUUGUUUAUGAAAAUGCGAGAUUGGGCCUUGUCAUGACCUAGACUUAUCAAAAGCGAUUGCUUCAUGUUUCCUUUCCUUCAAGUCUCAUAUCAAUCUUGUGGGAUCAGUUCGGUAAAAGUCCUAUGAAAUAAAUAUGAUUACUAAGAUUGGAUAUGAAGAGAUGUUCGUUUCUUCAAUAUUUAUUGUACCCCUUCCAUCCGCUAAAUGGCGCCAUCUGUGUUAUAUAAAGAACAUUAUAAUUAUUUAUCUGUCAAUGUUAAUUGAUAAUCAAUUAACAAAUUUUAUUUUGAUAUGAACACCCUCCCAUCUCUUGUUGUUUAAUAGUGGCUUGAAGAAAUGUUUCGCGUUGCAUGCUGCUAAAAACGACUGGAUGAAAGUACCUUCAAGAAAAUCACUAGUAUUCAUAUUUAUUUUCAUCCCAAUAUUUGCGCCGAUGAAUCAUAAUUUAAACAUGCCAAAAUGAUAUCACAAAGGGGAAAUAGGAAUGAAAUAACUUUCCCGCAUGUAUUCAAGUCUUUGGACUGUGUCACCGAGAUAAAAAAAAAUGACUAAAAAUCCUACGUAAAUUUCCAGAUGCUGUCGAGACGGUGUCUCUACAAUUACAGUUGAUCGUGCUCUGAGUAUGCAAGCUAAUCUGCAUUAUUGAUGUUAGUUUUUAUAUAAUUUUGUCCUUACGCCUACCCCCCCCCCCCCGACAUCCAAGCCCAGCCAAAAAUCUCAGUUUGUGAAUAAAACUCAUUUGUCACAAGCAAUUGCACGUGCGGCAUGUACGAUCCAAUAAAAUUCCAGUCCAGUGAAACGUGUUUAAUGUAAACUAUGGUUUAAUUUCUUGAUUAUUAAUCUACAAUCCUAUAACGAAGAAAGAUCAUGUGGAAAACGUCUGAACAUAUCCCAUUGCGGUGGCACUACUUCGACAGAUGUAGGCGUAGUUAGCAAUUUAAUUUCAACGAGGACUGUAAAGAUGAUUUUAUGUCUGAAAUUGUAUUAUUAAACUAAUAAAAAAACUUCCAUCUAACUUCGAUCUUGUGUGAAAAAAUGUAAAUUUAUGUAGUGGGUGGGUGUAGCGUUAUCUAGAACCAGUGCACUCGUAGUCUCUCUCUCUCUCAGACCCAUGUAACAGUUAGUUUUGUGAAUUUUCUUCUCUUUUUUCAUUAAUAUAAUUAUUCUGGAUAAACUGUGUGAAGGAACGUCUAACCCUCCUGAUGUGUGUGUCGUAAAUUGUUCAAUUGGUUGUUUCAGUUGAAGUUUUCAUUUUUACCACAACGGCAAUAAAUAUUAACCUAAUGGCUCCUUUUUGCCAAAAGGGAAACACAGCUAA